ACCUACUCUGACUCCUCACUCCUCUCUCUGCCUCUGCUUCGAGCUGCUCGUGCUGUGCCGUCGCUGCUGAGACACAUCGCUCUCGCACCUUCACCUCUUCUGCGCCGCUCGCGCGCAUCUCCAGCCGGCCUGCGCCUGCCUCACCUCUCGGCUCUCCCUUCUCCCUCCUCCACGCGCGCCCGCCAUGUCCUCCGCGUCCAUCUACUACAAGUUCAAGUCGGCGCGCACGCCGUCGCGCAUCGCCUUCGACGGCACGGGCAUCAGUGUCUGGGACCUCAAGCGCGAGAUCAUGCUGCAGAACAAGAUGGGCAAGGGCACCGACUUUGACCUGCAGAUCUGCAGUGCCGAAAACGAGGAGGAGUACAAGGACACGCACAUCCUUCCACGUGCCUCCUCCGUCCUUGCCCGCCGAGUGCCGCCCUCGCGCGCCGGCAAGGGCAACGCGGCGCAGUACGUGGCCGACCUCGGCGUGACGGGCGGCGGCAAGGGCGAGGAGCGCUUCAACGGGCCCAACGCCUCGGGCGUCGCUGCGCCGACGGCGGGGCCGAGCGGCAGCGGCAGCAGGCCGCCGCAGGCGGCGCGAGGCGUGGGCAUGAUGACGCGGCGCUUCGAUGGCAAGAGCGACGAGCGGCCUUCCGGCUCGCCGAUGCCGGGAGCUGCAGGCGGAGACAUGCCGGUGGCAGCGGCGGCAGCGGGCGCAGACGACGCCGAGGCGCAGGCGAUGGCGGCUAUGUUCCAGGCCAACACCGAGGCGUGGGACGAGACGCAGGACCGCAUGUCACAAGCGGUGUAUCGCGAGCGCGGCGGUGCACCUCGGCGAGGCGGGCCACCACGAGUGUACGCGGGCAAUGCGGCACCUGGGCCCGGCGGACAGGCGCACGACCGGCCGCCGCCGAUCGGCUACAUCUGCUUCCGCUGCGGCACCAAGGGCCACUGGAUCCACGACUGUCCGACGAACAACGACCGCGAGUGGGACAACCGGCCGCGCUUCAAGCGCACGACGGGCAUCCCCAAGAGCAUGCUCAAGAAGGUCGAGGCGCCCACGACGGAGGGUGCACAGAGCGGCGCCAGCUUGCCCAUGGUCACGUCGGACGGCGAGUACGUCGUGGCACAGAUUGACAAUGCGACAUGGGAGAAAGCACGAGCGCAGCGCAAGCCCCUUACGCGCAGCGACAUCUUCAGCAGCGUGCCCACAGACGCCGCGCUCGCCUGUCCGCUCUGCUCCAAGCUGCUCAAGGCCGCCGUGCGCACGCCGUGCUGCUCGACGCUGUACUGCGAGGAGUGCAUCCAGACGCACCUCAUCGAGCACGACUUCCAGUGCGCCGAGUGCGAGCGCCGCAUUGCCGACCUGACGAAGCUCAAGGCCGACGACCAGACGCGCGAGGCGGUGCGUGCGUACGUGGAUGCGGAGCUGGCAAAGAGCGAGCGGGAGCGCGGGGAGGGCAUUGCGCCUAUCGCACCCAUCGCUGCGCCGAAAGAGCCCAAGAGCGAAACGGCAGCAGUGAAGACGGAGCAGGUCGAUGCUGCAUCCAGCGGAACAGGAGCCGCCGGCUCCGCCAAGCACAGUCUUCCAGCGCGGCCUGCCGACGCACAGGCUGGCGCGGACGAUGAUGCAUCGGCAGCAUCCGAAGGAGCAGCGGCACAAGCACAGCCGGCGCCCAUGCCAUUGCCGGAGGUGGGCGGCGUGCAGUGGAGCCCGCAGGCAGCACAGCAGAUCGUCAUGAUGCUCGCCAACCCGACACUGCCGCCGCCGAUGCGCAUGCAGCUGCAGAUGCAGCUGCAGCUCAUGCAGAUGGCCUUCCUGCGCACGCAGCAGCAGCAACAGCAGAAUGGCGCGGCGGGCAGUGGCGAGCAGCAGUAUUCGCAGCCGCAGUGGGCUGGCGGCAUGUCGGCGCCGGGAGGCAUGGGCAUGGGCAUGGGCAUGGGCAUGGGCAUGGGCAUGGGCGGGCCAUGGCAGCAGCAACAACAAGGCGCUCGUCCGCCAGCCUCCAACCCCUUCGUCAACCAACGACCGCCGAGCAACGCGGAUAGCGCGUACAUGCGCGUGCCGAUCGCGAACAACCGCGGCAACGGCGCUGCACCGCGCGGUCCGGCCACGAAGCGCGAGCGGCCCGUGGACAUCCAGGAGCUGGGCGGCGAGGGCUCGAAGCAGGCGCGCACGGGAUGAGCACUUCAUGUCACCGACAACUAUCUAUUUGCAUCAUCUUCGUUUGUUGUGGGACCGCUUCAGCGAGCAGAGGUGCCGCCGUCGAGCAGCAGCACCGUGCCUG
Tilletiopsis washingtonensis is the source of this 2270-nucleotide messenger RNA. Its product is annotated as DWNN-domain-containing protein. Gene Ontology annotation, biological process: ubiquitin-dependent protein catabolic process; mRNA processing; protein ubiquitination. Gene Ontology annotation, cellular component: nucleus. The transcript has 6 exons. Gene Ontology annotation, molecular function: nucleic acid binding; zinc ion binding; ubiquitin protein ligase activity. The record is from RefSeq and is a predicted model, not a curated record. Bases 185 to 2167 code for a protein of 660 amino acids. Lineage: Eukaryota; Fungi; Basidiomycota; Exobasidiomycetes; Entylomatales.